This is a messenger RNA of Stegostoma tigrinum, 768 nucleotides long. Its product is annotated as zona pellucida sperm-binding protein 3-like. The record is from RefSeq and is a predicted model, not a curated record. Bases 1 to 414 code for a protein of 137 amino acids. The transcript is spliced from 5 exons. Gene Ontology annotation, cellular component: extracellular matrix. Gene Ontology annotation, molecular function: acrosin binding. NCBI's taxonomy places the organism in Eukaryota, Metazoa, Chordata, Chondrichthyes, Orectolobiformes, Stegostomatidae. Gene Ontology annotation, biological process: positive regulation of acrosome reaction; egg coat formation; binding of sperm to zona pellucida.
AUGAAUGAUAAGUGGGAUGCAGAGCGUGUAUCAAAUGUCUACUAUUUGGGAGAGCUUAUCCAUAUUGAGGCCUCUGUCAUGACUAUAGGCCAUGAGCCAUUGCGGCUUUAUGUUGAUAACUGUGUGGCAACGUUGACUCCAGACAAGGAUUCUACUCCCAGAUACCAACUCAUUGAUUUCAGUGGCUGCCUUAUGGAUAGUAGAGUUAGUGGUUCCUGUUCUUCUUUUGUGUCACCAAGAGCUCAUCAGAACAAACUCCAGAUCAACCUAGGUGCAUUCAGAUUCUUGAACGGAAGGAGUUUGAUCUUCAUCACCUGUAAUUUAAAAGCCACUGAGAUAGGUAGAGUGCCAGAUCCAGCCAACAAAGCUUGCUUCUUCCAGAAACAGGAAAAUGAUGUUUCAAUCUCAGGAUGACCAAUUAAGGACAGGAGAAAUUCAGAUGGGACCUUUGGUAAUCCUGGCUUCUGAGUCUGGAGACUUUGCUCCUAGAACGCAAACGGAAAACCAGAAUAUAUCAAAUGGACAAGGAACCCCUGAGCACAGUAAGAUCUAGAAUCACCCGGCUUACUCAAACCUUCCCUGUACUAAGAACUAACCAAAAACUUGUUUUCUGCAGAUGGUGUGCACCUGAAGAUCAUAGUGGGAGUAGUAGGAGCUGUGGCUCUGAUGCUGUCAGGCUUGGUGGUAGGAGGGAUUAUAAUCUGUGGAUAUCUGACCAUUUUCAAUCUGUACAACAAGCUAAUCAAGCCCUCCAUUUAGCCCUGGCUU